AUGAGGGCCACCCGUUCUUUACUACACGCGCUAUCCCAGCGCCCCAGCAGCGCCUCGCCAUCGAAACUCCACGCCGCAGCUCGUGCAUUCAAUACCUCACGCGCUCUGCGACAAUCACCAGCAGGCCAUGAACUAGAAGACCGACCCGUGAAUUUUUACCGCUCACACGGCCGCGCACUCUUCAAAGCUCUGACUCUCGCGUUCUUCAGCUAUCAGGUCGUGUACUGGAGCUGGUUGACCUUGGAGACGGAGGAGCUAAAAGCCAAUAAGGACCAGGAGAUCAAGAGCUUGGAAACUCAGGUUAGGUUGUUGGACGAGACUCGGAAGGGACAGAGCCGCCGAGCUGAAGACUAG
Messenger RNA from Exophiala bonariae, 354 nucleotides. RefSeq lists its product as uncharacterized. Bases 1 to 354 code for a protein of 117 amino acids. NCBI's taxonomy places the organism in Eukaryota, Fungi, Ascomycota, Eurotiomycetes, Chaetothyriales, Herpotrichiellaceae. The transcript has a single exon. The record is from RefSeq and is a predicted model, not a curated record.